This is a messenger RNA of Vitrella brassicaformis, 1203 nucleotides long. Lineage: Eukaryota; Vitrellaceae. The record is from the annotation of a GenBank genome assembly.
CUUCCUCUGAGGCAACUGAGCUGUGCACAUGUUUGAUCUGAUCUGAUCUGUCCAGUGUCGUUGCCGAUGGUUCCUCCUGACACGUCAGACACCUCAGGGGAUGUGGCCGUUGGCGUGCAGGCAGCCGCAGGAUGGAGCCAUCCCACCGCUCAGCCGCUCCCCGCCUGGCCUGCAACCUCUCCCACCCCAUUGCCCGCUCUCCCGCCCCCCGUGCCGCAGAUUGCCCCGCCGCCCGUGCAGAAUGUGCCUGCUGCCGUUGUUGUCCAAUCAUGGCCAGAGAUCCCGAGGGUGGGCAAGAUCACGCGACAGAGGCUGCACGUGUGUAUCCUUUCGUUCACUGUCCGGGCCUGUGUGUGUGUUUGUGUGCAGCUGCGGAGUUUGAGCUUUUGGGUGUUCGUCUUGUCGCACUUCGUCCUUUUCGUUCUCAUGCCUCUCGUGCUGGACUGGGUGCCCCGCUCCCCGCUGCCGAUGGUCUUCUGGUCUAUCCUGUUGGUGGCCAUCUUGGUCGCCUGCUCGAGGUCUUUCUUCAAGCGCAUGUCAGAGGUCGCCUCCCUCCAUGGCGGCGACUUCACUCCCAAGCGGACUCGACUCGUCUCGAUGGUUACCCAUGGUCUCGUGAUGCUGCUGCUGACUGCCUUCUCGCUGUACCUUAGUCUCGACGGAGAAGCGCUUAGGUUGCCGGCGGAGAAGACCGACACUGUAGGCGAGAGGACAGACACUGUAUUGUCCACACGCGACCUGAUGGAGGUUUGCCUGGUGGUCGUCAUGCUGGUUCUCAUGCCAACUCUGAGGACGCUCAUGGAGCAAGCCCCUUGGUCACGGCACCAAGCUCUCCAGAGAGCUGCGUUGACAGUGAGUUGCGACCUCACUGGGAGUAUGGUGGCGUUGCUGGUUAUGUUCAUGGCCACGGGUGUGUUGCUAUCCACCUUUGGGGAGGGUGCUUCCCGCGCCAAGGAAGGAUGAGUGAUGACGGACGAGAGAUUGAGUCGCGUAAUAGGAGGGGAGGUGAGCUGGAGUGUGUGAGUGAGUGACUUUGUGCUGUGUCUCGGUGUGCGGCCAAAGUGUCGCUGGUGGUUUGGUGAUUUGGGUGAGCGGUUGUGGGGACGUACGUGUGUGCGUAUGCCUUGUGCAUUUGUCGACUGCAGUGAGAGACAUCGACAGUGUGUGUCUCUCAGUGUACUGCCAUUGAAUUGUCAUGCGGUC